AUCAUGAUUCACAGAGGAAUUUUCUUUGAAUUCUCGCAAAUUUAAAUAUCGAUACCUAUAUCGAUAAUCGAGAUAUCGAUAUAUCUAUCGAGUUCUAAUCGGGCACGCUGUUCCAAGUAUGCAAGAUGGAGACGACUGUGUUUUCAGAUUGAAUAGGUGCGGUUUCUUCACGGUUAUAAUAGUUGUUAUCAGCUGUUUCGUGUGAUAGGCCGCGCCUAUAAAAGCCUCGACAGAAUCGAAAUAUCGAUGGCCGAGUUGCCGUCAAGACGACCACGCUGGGAUUAAUCGCAGUUUAACAUAAUUGUCAGCUGUUAAAUGUUUUUGUUACGUGCAAGCGCAUACAGAACGUGCUGCGCAAAGUCACGAAUAGCAUAGUAAUAACGCUUUGCGAGAGCCGUGCGUGAAUUCAAUGAGACGCGACAAACUUUUAUUCAACAAAGAGAAAGUUCGGUAUAGACAUGGAGAAUCUAGAGACGUUAGGAUGGUACCUGUCUGAUCACGGUUAUAAUGUGGCAACUGAUUCGGAUAGCAUAGUUGAUACCCAGAGGAUAAUAAAACGAUUGCUAGAUCUUGACUUAAGAGAGAUCGGUAGUGGAAGUGGAGAUAUUAAUCAGGGCAAUAUUGUGUUACAAAUUCAAAAGAUACGUAAUAUCUCUGCGCCCAAGGGAAAUGAAGAAUCAAAAGCUGCUCCACGAAUGUUAAAAUUAUCGUUGACAGAUGGUAAAAAUAAUUUUCAAGCUUUAGAAAUUGAACAUAUAUCAGCUUUAAAUUUAAAUACACCACCUGGUACGAAGGUAUUGAUAAAAUCAGGAACCUUUCCUGUGUCACAUGGGCUUCUUUUAUUGAGCCCACAAAUAAUUCAUAUACUUGGGGGAAGAGUAACCAGUUUAGUGGAAAAAUGGGAAUUAAAUAAGAGAUUAGCUUCACAUACUCGUGUAAGAUCGACUGAAGAAGGUGGACCACCACCAUGGAUACCAUUUGGUAAAAAGAUUAUAAAGGUUUCUGAGCAGGAUAAGAAUUUUAAAGCACUAGGAAAAGAAAAAAGUAGCAAAGAGAAUACAGAAUUUGAGACUCAGCGUAAAGAUGCAAUAGCAGAAGCUGCCAAACAAGGCAGUAAGAAAGUGUUUGGUGGUGGAAAUAAGCAGCUAUUAGAUCAUAGUGUACAGAAAAUUGUAGAUCGAGGAUUUACUAUAGAGCAAGCAGAAUAUGCUUUAAGAAUUAACAGAAAUAAUGUAGAUAGAGCUCUUAAAAGCUUACAAAAAACCGAUAGUAAACAUAACGUUAAGGAAUCUCGAGAACCACGAGAGCCACGAGGCAAGCGUGACAAAAAAGCUGAAGAGAGUAAACCCAGCAGUGGAAAAAUAUCUUUAUUUGAUUUUCUCGAAGAUAAACUACCUGUGCAACCUGAAAGUGUUGAAACAGCAAAUUUGUCACAAAACAACUAUGUGCAGAAUAGUGAAAUUAAUCAAGAUCGUCUUGACUCAAGAGCCAAUGAUACACAAAGUGGAAGAGGUGGACGAACUCAGAAAAGUGGCCGCGGAUAUCAACCUCCUCCACGACAUUUGGAGGAACAUAAAAAUAACAAACGAACAAAUAAUAGCAAUUCUUCCAUGUAUCUGCAAUAUAAUGGUGCCACUCAUGCACAGCAAAAUAAACCACCAAGAUUUCAACGUAAUCAAGAAUUUCAGUAUCAGUAUCAAUAUGAUGGAGGCAAAGAAGCGUAUCAGAAAUCUCAGCCGAAUGAUUAUAGAAAUAUGUUUGCUCAGUCACGCACAAGUACAAGUGUAAAUGCCGAUAGUGGUAACGAAAGCUAUAAUAAAAGUCAAGUUGAGUUACAAGCGAAGAAUCUCAGUAGUAACAAAAACUACAAUCACUUCGAUCCCGAAGCCAGAAAUAGGCAUCCAUAUGACGCUUCUUUUGGUAGACAAAAUCGACCACAACAAAGUGGAACCUCGAAAGUAGGUUACACGUCUAAUACAACUGAACAGAAUUUUAAAAAUCAACUUAGAUAUCAACCCAAUAAUAAUGUUGGAAACAGAAUGUCCGUAAAUCCUAACUUUCAAAGAAGUGAAAACAAUUAUAAUCAUAAUGUUUCCAACAAUGCAUGGGUAUGGCGAAUAGGUGACAAGUGUAUGGCCAAAUAUUGGGAGGAUAAUAGGUAUUACAAUGCUGAAGUCACUGGGGUUUCCGAAAGAACCUGUGUAGUGCAAUUCAAGGGAUUUGAGAACUACGAGGAGGUGCUUCAAGUGGAUUGUAUACCCAUAACAGAUGAUUAUCAAGAUCACGUUUCGGAUGUAAGACGACAAGAUCAACGUUCUAACAAUCGGCAACCACGUUAUGAUCAAAGUCACAAUCAUAUAAAUGCAGCACCUAUGGAAUUUCGACGAGGUGGAAAUGGUGCCGUAGGAGGGAAUAAGGGGUACAAUAAAAAACGAAAUCAACAACGGAGUACACCCAUCUAUCAACCGCCAGCGCAGAGAGGCCACUCUUCAAUGCCAAUUAAUAGUCAAAAUAAUACUCCACAUAAUUCUUUCCUUUAAUAUAAUUCUAGUCUUAUACAUCUUUAGUGAAAGAAAUAUUCAGUUUUUACUAAACCUUGAGACAGUUGCAUUUGCUACUGGAAAUUAAUUUAACAGGUUGCCACAAACUGGACGGUUUAGAUAUCGUAAAUGUCACUAGGCGUGAGUAAUAUAUGCAAUAUUUAAUUUUUACUCGAGUAAAAUUAAAUAUGCAAUAACUUAAUAUUGAGCAAGUUGAUGUUUCACGUCGUACACGAAAAGAGUCACGAAACUUCUACUGUAAAAAAAAGUCGACUGUGUUCUUGAAAUAUUAUUUAUAUUGUAUGAGAUACUAUUUGUAUUGUAGGAAAAUUAAUUCUUAUUAAUACUGCAGAACAGGGCAAUAUCUGUAUCUCGUCCAUUUUAGCCGUAAUACAAUUGUAAUGAAAUUU
This is a messenger RNA of Nylanderia fulva, 2950 nucleotides long. RefSeq names its product Tudor domain containing 3 (gene Tdrd3). Lineage: Eukaryota; Metazoa; Arthropoda; Insecta; Hymenoptera; Formicidae. Gene Ontology annotation, cellular component: nucleus. Gene Ontology annotation, molecular function: protein binding. The record is from RefSeq and is a predicted model, not a curated record.